Messenger RNA from Durusdinium trenchii, 393 nucleotides. Lineage: Eukaryota; Dinophyceae; Suessiales; Symbiodiniaceae. The record is from the annotation of a GenBank genome assembly.
AUGAGAUAUGUUAGCCUGUCUCUUUGGUGCGAUUCCUGUGAGGAUGGAGCUUUGUUGAAGUUCAGCCCUGUCCUUGAAGAAUGUCUGUGGUUCUCUGAAGCUCAAUUUCAAGUGUUUCAAGAAGCCCCUUUGAAUGACUUGGCCGGGAGCCUAAACCGACAGGACCGACAGGUUCCAGGUUGUUCGGCUUGGAGCACGGGCCUCCAUGGUGCUUGCUUGCCUUGGCGCACCAAGUGCGCUCCACGGCGUCGAAGGGUCCUCGCAUCGGAUGGGCCCUUUGGGUCUGAAGGGAACAAAACAUGGGUCACUUGUGACUCACUUGUGAAGAUGCUGCAGGAUCGGGAUCAAUCAAUCAUGGAUAUAUUUAAGCUGCUAACUUUAGUGAGGAUAUGA